CAAGCAUGAAGGCAGAAAGUCAGCGAGAACCAGUUUGAUAAAAGAUGGGAAUGAGAGUGUCAUUGCUGGACAUUUGCAUUUCAUCGUCUAAAAAGUUCAUGUGGUUUUCCCCAAUAUACUCGCAAUAAAUCAGCGCGUUGCGUUUCAUAUUUUCACCUUGUGUAAAGCUUGAACUGGGGCCAUUUGGACCGCUUCCCGCUACAGCAGAGAAUUGAGCAGCAACAUGGCCGCCGCCGUAAUUGUAGAUACGGACUGUCUUGCAGAUGCCGUGGUUGAAUGGGUGAACACUUUUGAUUCCAUAUCCCGUCCUUGUCGGAGCAUCAAAGACCUUGCUGAUGCGGUGGUGUUGACCGACAUUCUAUCACAAAUUGAUCCCCAAUGGUUCAAGGCCGCCCGCGCUGCCGAGUAUGGUGACAAUUGGGUACUACGGUUUAAUGGUCUCAAGAAGCUUCACAAACUUUUGAUGGGUUAUUAUGAGGAAGUCUUGGGCCAAAACUCUGCAGGUUUGGAAACUCCAAAUCUGACGGCAAUCGCUCGGGAUGCGGAUAUCCUUGAACUUCUCAAGCUUGCCCAACUGGUCAUCGCGCUCGCUGUACAGUGCGAAAACAAUCAACGAUAUGUCAUGAAGAUCCAGUCGCUUUCCCAAGACUCUCAGCAUGCAUUGAUGCUUUCGAUCGAGACGGUGAUGGGUAGACUGGCGAACAGCACAGGAACGACUCAAAUAUCCCCUUCUACAAUCGAUGCGGAUAUGGAAGGAUCGAUCACUGCUGCCUUAAUGGCCGAGAAGUUGGAACUAGAAAAAUCAAAUAACCUUCUGUCGGAAGAGAUGGAGGACCUUCGAACAGAAUAUGAAAGAGUACUGGAAGGACGGAAAGAGCUACAACACAAGAUCAAUGAUAUGGAAAAAAGCUUGUCCCAGUUGACCGAAGCAGGCCAGGUGGACUUCAUCCUCCGGACCGAGAUCGAUAACUUGAAGGCAGACCUAGUUAAAAGUGAGAAUCGGCGUGUGGAACUUGAAAACCUUUUGGAAAAGCAGACUGCCGUCAUUACAGAUAUGACCCGCAAAGUGGAAGAAACAUCCAGGAAAGCGGAAGAAGUCGAUCGUUUGAAAGAUGCCCUUGACGAAUUUCGGCACGUAGCUGACAAGCUCCAGAAGUCAGAGGCCAUCAUAGACAAAUAUAAAAAACGAUUUGAGGAAGUGACCGACCUGCGUAGACAACUCAAGUUGGCUGAAGAGCAGAAUCAACAACAUGCCUUGCGCAAUGCACAGCUAGAAGAGGAAUUCCGCAAGGUGGCCGGUAUCAAGCCCUUGGUGGAUACACUAAAGAAUCAACUCAGUGCCUCGGAAACAAAGAACAGCUCGUUACAAGUUGAGGCAUCAACGCUAGCGUUUCAGCUGACGGAAGCCCGUUCGAAGCUGGAAAGAUAUGAUUUAGAAAAGCGAAGUGAUCAGGAACUCAUUCAAAUUUUGGAGGAUCGCCUUAAGGACAUGGAACAUCAUAGUUCAGGAAACCCUCCUCUGGAUCGCGAAAUAUCUGAAGCAGGAGGCGGGGCUGAAUCGGCAGUUGCCAUCAAGAUGGGUCAGUUGGAGAGGGAAGUGGAGCGCUUGCGCGCUGACAAUGCUUCUGCACAUGCUAUUGGCGCAAAGGUUAUUUUACUUGAAAAUCUCCUUGAAGAUGCCAAUCGCUUGAAGGCUAAAUUUGAGGAGGAUUAUCGAGUUGCGCACGAAAAAAAUAUUGCAUUUGAGAAGGAAGUGCAAGAGCUGCGCUCAUCCUCCGACCGUCCUGUUGAUUCGGCCACCGCACUGAGUAGCGAGAGGCAGCGUGCAUCGGUAGACAGUGCGGCUGCUGAACCAUUGCGAAAGCAGGUCAAACAGCUGAGCGAGCAACUCCGACAGUCCAUGGGACAAAUUAACAAAAUGGCCUAUGAGAGGGAUAAGAUCAACCAUGAUCUAAUGGACGCCAAAAGCACUAUAUCGCAACAAGAGCGGAUGAUCAACGAGUUGCGAAGCGAUCUGGCGGCGAUGGAGAGCCGCGGACAGUCGUCCGACGAAUCCGUUCAGAAGAUUGCAGCCAUCACUAAGCAGGCAGUAGAAGCUCAGCAUAAGAACGAGUACCUGCACUCGGCCCUCAAGUCAGCCAAAGAGCACAUUCGUAUGUUGGAUAACCAAGUCAAGGAAUAUGCUGCCAUCGUACCCAAGGAUGACAACUUUGCAGAGGCGAUCGCAUCUCUACAAUCGGCCUUAAGCGAAUGUCAAGCUGAAAAUGCACGUCAGAAACAAGAAUUGGCUGAUACUCGUGCCGCAGCCAAGCGAGAGCAAAUGCUGAUGGCAUCGGCGUGGUACAAGACUGCCACCGAACUGCAAUUGAAGGCGUCGGCCCGACUAAAGUCGGCGACACCUGAUAGUCCAAAAAGCUGGCUGGCCAGAGAACGACAGAAGGUGAUCAGGGAAACCAUACGUAGAUAGAUCAUUUCAGUACAUGUAUAACAGUGCAGUUGGUACAUUUCGCUUCCGGCCUGAGUUCAACCAGAGUUUGGGCAACAGUUUUAUGUUUAGAGUUACGAAGAAAUGCUGUUUUUCAAAUACCAGUAUGACACG
This is a messenger RNA of Spizellomyces punctatus DAOM BR117, 2599 nucleotides long. RefSeq lists its product as uncharacterized. The transcript has 15 exons. Gene Ontology annotation, molecular function: microtubule binding; dynein light intermediate chain binding. NCBI's taxonomy places the organism in Eukaryota, Fungi, Chytridiomycota, Chytridiomycetes, Spizellomycetales, Spizellomycetaceae. Gene Ontology annotation, biological process: cytoskeleton-dependent intracellular transport; cytoplasmic microtubule organization. Gene Ontology annotation, cellular component: centrosome; cytoplasm. The record is from RefSeq and is a predicted model, not a curated record. Bases 224 to 2467 code for a protein of 747 amino acids.